AAGUCCCUGAGCCCAGCGAGAGCCCAGGUGAGCUGCGCGGACCCCCGAAGCUAACAAGUGCCGAGCACGGCGUCGGGACCGCUGGGGUGACAGGGAUGCUGCUGGGCUUGACUGCCAUGGAGCUGAAAGUGUGGGUGGACGGUGUCCAACGUGUCGUCUGCGGUGUCUCAGAGCACACUACCUGCCAAGAAGUGGUCAUUGCUCUUGCCCAAGCUAUAGGCCAGACUGGCCGCUUUGUCCUUGUGCAGCGUCUGCGGGAGAAGGAACGGCAGAUGCUGCCCCAGGAGUGUCCAGUGGGUGCUCAGGCCACCUGCGGCCAGUUUGCCAGCGAUGUUCAGUUUGUUCUGAGGCGGACCGGGCCCAGCCUGGCUGGGAGGCCCUCCUCUGACAGCUGCCCACCCCCCGAACGCUGCCCAGUUCGUGCCAGUCUCCCCCCGAAGCCACGGCCAGGGAUGGGCCUGGAAUCCCGGAAAGCGCUGACCUUCAGCCUGGGGCAUCCCGAGUUGGCCCCCGAUGCUGCGGCCACCACAGUGUCCACACCAGGGUGUUGCACAGAUCUACAGGGUCUGGAGAGAAGGGUCCAGAGGAACGCGGCCGAGCUGGGCCAGGAGGCCUUCUGGGAGCAGGAACUGCGUCGGGAGCAGGCCCGCGAGCGCGAGGCACAGGCCCGUCUGCAGGCGUUGAGUGCAGCCACCUCUGAGCACGCAGCCCGGCUGCAGGCCCUGGACGCCCAAGCCCGUGCCCUGGAGGUGGAGCUGCAGCUUGCUGAAGAGGCCCCGGACUCUCCCUCCUCCAACGCCUCAGCGGCUGAGCGGCUGCGCCAGGACCUGGCUGCCCAGGAGCGACAGAGCGUGGAGGUGCAGGGAAGCUUGGUCUUGCUGGGCCGGGCUCUAGAGGCCGCUGAACAUGCCCUGCAGGCGCAGGCCCAGGAGCUGGAGGAGUUGAACCGGGAGCUGCGCCAAUGUAACCUGCAGCAGUUCAUCCAGCAGGCGGGUGCAGCGCUGCCACCGCACCCCCAUCCCGAAAGGGCCCCCCCUGGUGCACAGGACUUCCUGCCCCCAGCCCGAGAGAGGCCCCCCCUGGGACCCUCCCGGAGCCCUGUCCUGGUGCCCAGCCUGAGUCCGGAGGGUAUGUUGCACUGUCUGGGUUGGGGGCUUCCUCUUGGGGCUCUCAGCUCCAUCAAUAGUGGUGUCCUCCCCACAGUGGCCCCCAUGAGACAAAACUCCUGGAGGUAGCAGUUCUUGCACGGAGCAAGCGAGCAAGCAGCAUCACCUGUCAGCCCACCUGGGGUAAUGGAGGGGAGCUGGCAGCCAGGACGGGCCCUUUCCUCACGCAGCAAGCAGGCCGACACUGGGGGUGCAAUAGGACCCCUGCCGCCCAGGGAGCUUUCCAGCCCGUGCCAAGUGCCCCACAAAAAUGUGGGCGGACCGGCCCAAGACUGCCAGGCCGUAUGGGCUGUGCUCUGCUGGAGACAAGGACAUGGGGACAGUGUGGGGCCAGUGGAGAGUGUGUGCUGUCUGAAGUGUCCCGUCACUCUGUGUGUGUGACUACACAUGCGUGCGGUGAGUGUGCAACCUCACUAGCCCCCUCCCUGCCCCCUAAUAAACGCACUGUCCACUGUG
Echinops telfairi (small Madagascar hedgehog) is the source of this 1622-nucleotide messenger RNA. RefSeq names its product Ras association domain family member 7 (gene RASSF7). NCBI's taxonomy places the organism in Eukaryota, Metazoa, Chordata, Mammalia, Afrosoricida, Tenrecidae. The transcript has 5 exons. Bases 96 to 1235 code for a protein of 379 amino acids. The record is from RefSeq and is a predicted model, not a curated record. Gene Ontology annotation, biological process: signal transduction.